This is a messenger RNA of Dermacentor andersoni, 5311 nucleotides long. RefSeq names its product Chitinase 6 (gene Cht6). Lineage: Eukaryota; Metazoa; Arthropoda; Arachnida; Ixodida; Ixodidae. Gene Ontology annotation, cellular component: extracellular region. The record is from RefSeq and is a predicted model, not a curated record. Gene Ontology annotation, molecular function: chitinase activity; chitin binding. Gene Ontology annotation, biological process: chitin catabolic process; carbohydrate metabolic process.
GGCGCGCCGCCACCCUUUUGUACGACUGUGCACCAUCGGCUUAUACGAAGACGUAGCGAAGAGAGGCAGGCAGGUAGGUAGGCAGGUAUACACCGCCACCCUCCUCCACUUCUUCGCACACCCCCUCACCCCGGCUGACGCGGUGUAGUGGCGGUGCGAGAAGAAUGCCCACGACGAGGCGGAGGCGAAGGAGAGGCAGAAAGUUUAGGCAAAGAGGGGGUGAGGGGGGCCCGGCGAGGGGGGUGAGGGGGGGCCCGUCUAACGGGACUCCGUCCACAAGCGGGACACCCCGAGGCGAGAGGCGCGCGCGCCUGCGCAUAAAGACGCUCUUGUAAGCUGGGCCACGCGAUCACAGCCACAGCAGCCGGGCGAGCCAGUGAGAGCAGGGGUGUCAGCCCCCUUCGGGUCCGAAAAAAACGUACAUUGUUGUGACUUUGGUGCGCGAGCAACGGGACUUUGUGGACGUCCCCCCACCCCACUACAUCGACGCGAGACUCACACCUGCGGUUUCUGGUUCUGUUAAUUGGGACACGUCAGCAGUGCCUGGUGUGCUGCUGAAGCAAGUCAUCUUCUCGUUCUUUUUUUUUUAUUUUUUUUUUUUUCUAAUUUAAAUCCGGGACUGCGCGACGAGAGCAGAGCGAGACAGUGUGUGUCUUCGUGAACUCCGCGGCCACCGAGACGACCCCCUCAGCACCUCCGUUGGCCCUGGAUUAACCUCGGGAGGCAGCAGACAAGGGGAAGCAUGUACCUGUGGCCGGCGCUCUUCUUAUCGGUCCUGGGUGCCGGCUCGGUAUCACCGGCAACCGCGGCCGAGGGAGGGCACAACCGCACCCGCCGAGAAGUACAACCGCGGACGGACCUGAAGAUCGUCUGCUACUACUCAAACUGGGCCGUGUACCGACCCUCGCUGGCAAAGUUCACCCCGCAGAACAUCAACCCGUACCUGUGCACGCACAUCAUCUACGCGUUCGCCGGCUUCAACAAGCGUUACGAGCUGAAGCCGUACGACCCGUACAAUGACAUCGAGCAAGGUAACUACAAGAAGUUCGUGGGACUGAAGCAGUACAACCCUGGUCUCAAGACCAUGGUCGCCGUGGGUGGAUGGAACGAGGGCUCUAAAAGGUUCUCGCACAUGGUGUCCGACCGGAGCCAGCGGCAGAAGUUCGUUCGCAGCGCGAUCAAGUUCUGCCGCGAGCACGGCUUCGACGGCCUCGACAUGGACUGGGAGUACCCGGCCUUCCGCGAGGGAGGCAAGCCAGAGGACAAGCAAGGGUACGCGCAGCUCAUCCGGGAGCUGCGCGAGGCCUUCGAGGCCGAGGCCGUGCCUAGGGGCAAGGAACGUCUGCUACUCUCGGUCGCCAUGCCAGCCGGCAAGGAGUACAUCGACAGCGGUUUCGACGUGCGAGUCAUCUCCAAGGCGGCCGACUUCCUCAACCUGCUCACAUACGACUACCACACGGCGUACGAGUCGGCCACGCAGCACCACGCCCCGCUGGGCUCGCCCGACGGCCUGCGCGACUGGGACGAGGAGAGCCGGCUCAACGUGCGCUGGACGGUCGACUACUACCUGAACGCCGGCGCCCCGCGCAACAAGCUCGUCGUGGGCGUGCCCACCUACGGCCGCUCGUACACGCUGGAGGACCCCGACGAGAACGAGCUCGACUCGGCGGCGCAGGGACCCGGCGAGCCCGGCAACUCGACGCGCGAAAAGGGCUACCUCGCCUACUUCGAGAUCUGUCAGAACGUGAACGAACUGGACUGGGAGCUGCAGCGGCCCGAGCCCCGGCGGAUGGGACCGUACGCCUUCAAGGACGACCAGUGGGUCGGCUUCGACGACGAGCAGAUGGUGCGCGAGAAGGCGCGCUACGUCCUCUCCAAGGGCCUGGCCGGCGCCAUGGUCUGGACGCUGGACAACGACGACUUCCGCGGCCACUGCGGCGGCGAGCAGAGCCCGCUCAUCACGGCGCUGCGCAAGGAACUCCUGGAAGGCGCGACCUCCUCGGGCUCCUUCGAGGACGAGGACGAAGAAGACGAAGAGGAAGAGCUGGCCGCCAGCACCAACACCCGCUCGACGACCGCGGCGCCCAGGGCCGCGCAGCGACAGCAACGCCAACAGGAGAUCGGUCGCCGCGUGGCCAAGUCCUCGCUGUCGCCGGGACGUCGAGGCAGCGCGGGGUCGCGCAAGAACUUGGCCCUGUCGGUGACCACGCCGCCGCCGCCGCCGACCCCGGACCCGGGACCGGCGUUCGAGUGCGAGGACGAAGGGUUCUUCAACAACCCGCGCGACUGCCGGAAGUACUUCUGGUGCCUGGACUCCGGGCCGGCCAACCUGGGCACGGUGGCCCACGCGUUCACCUGCCCCUCGGGACUGUACUUCAACUCGAAGUCCGAGGCGUGCGACUACAAGGAGAACGUCGUCUGCAAGGUCCAGACACCAACCGAGGCUCCGUCCACCACGACGCGCAAGCCGCGGCGGUCCAAGGCUCGCUCCACCACCACCACCACCACCACCACCACGACGACGACAACCACGACCCCGAGACCAACCACGACGACGACCACUACAACCACGACCACACCGCGGCCCCCGACCACGACCACCAAGGCGGCCGACCAGAACGUCGCCGAACUGCUCAAACUCCUGCAGAGCAUCGGCGGCGUCGAGAAGCUGCAGACCAUCCUAACCUCGGCCGAGAACCCGGCGGGACCCGGCGUCGGCACGGGAUCCCGUCGGCUCCCGCCUCAGGUGUUCGUCCCCACUGAACCGCCGUUCCGGCCCGUGUACAACGACAGCAGCGCCGCGGCGCAGGGUCACGUCAUCCGGAGGCCCCCGCUGUUCCAGGAACCCCAGCUGUUCCAGUACGUCGAGCCGGCUCGCCCGCCGCCUACGCAGUUUGCUCCUCCGCCGCCGACUCCGUACGCUGCACAUCCGACUCCGACGCCCCGAGAAGAGACCAACGUGUUCGUGGGACCCAUACACGGAACGCUGCCUCCGCGAAUGCCCUUCCAGUUCGUGUACCAGGCGCCCGAGAGGGGACAGCCGCAACAGCAACUGCAGCUGCAGCCGCCGUCGCAACAGCAGCAGCAAGUCUUUCAAGGCUACCAGGAGGCGCCCGUCGGUCCCCCUCUGGCACCGGCGCCCGUGAACACUCCCGUGAACGUUCCCGCUCCCGCGUUCUCACCCCCGACGGUGCCGCCCUCGGUGUACCCGACGCAGCCGUCGACGUCCUCGUAUAGGGAUUCGGCCGUGACGCCGAUAGACUUCCCGCCGGACUUCCAGACGGACGCCGAGGUCCUGGUGCCGCUCAGCUUCAAGAAGGGAACCAAGGUGCGCAUCAACAAGGUGGUCAGAGUCAACGGCAAGCCCACGGGAGACCAGCCGGCUCCCGGCGGAGGUCGUCGCGGCAAGAGAAUCCGCGUGCGACCUGGCGACCGGGUCGCGCUGCGCCGUAGGCCCGUCCAGCAGACCCUGCCGCCGACCACCACCACGACGACGACUACGACGACGCGGAGGCCGACAACGCCGGCGCCGCCGCAGUACGAAGACGUCGAGUACGAGUACGAGUACGAAGACGAGGAGCCGUCGACGACUUCGACGACCACCACCACCACCACGACGACGACGCGUCGACCCAGCCGGAGACCCGGACGCCGCGGAGGCGGUAGGCGUCCUGCAGCAACUGCUGCUGCUGGGGGCGGUCACCGACGGCCUGUUGUGGCGGCGGCUCCGCUGCCCACCAUACCCCCGGACCCGUUCGCGCCGCCGCUCAUCCUGAUUGACGAGAAUACCGUGGACUGUCACAAGCGCGGUGUGUUCCCGCACCCAGAAGACUGCGGCAAGUUCGUCGUGUGCGCGCCAAACUCGAAGGCGUCCACGGGUCUGCGCGGCUACGUCCACAACUGUCCCGCCGAGAGCCUCUACAAGAAAUCGGUGGGCCGAUGCAUGAAGGGCGACCGCGUAUCAUGCAACAAGUGAGGACGUCCCAUGUUUUCGCCCCCCCCCCCCGCCUUAAAACGUGUUCCAAACUUUUCCAAGAUCAACGUCGCAACCAAGACACAGAGGGAGCCCCUCCACACCUAACAAACAUAGACGUGCGCAUCGAACCUGCAGCAUCUUCGGAGGGCUGCUGGUGCACGGCGCUUCCGUCAGACGAAAUGGGGCGCAAGAAGCCAGUAACAUACAGUGGUGCAUGGACACAAUUUUGCGCAGUUUGUGUCAAUGGGCCACCCUCACUUCAACGUCUGUCCCAGCGACCAGGAGCACCAGAUCACAGUUGGGCCAAGAAGAACCUUCUACAAACUUGACCACGCGCCAUAGCACAUGUUAGGCAAGGAGGCACAUGCAACACUCAGAUAAGCAUCCAAGAAUAGUCCUGCUCAUUUUUCUUUCUUUAUGUGUACCUGCUUCACAGCAAAAUGUACACUGCUGCAAGGUAUGCGGGGUUGUGGUGUGGCACGUCCGAUAGUGCCAUGGCUUUACCAUUAUACAGCACAACCAGAAGGUUGUGGCAUGCAGUAAGAAUGCAGUCUACGCACGAAAGCACCUGCUUCAAGAGUAACUUCAAACCCAGUGUACCCUGCAUCUGCUUUUGACCCAGCAGCUACAGCAGGAAAAAUAAUUGUGCCACUUAACCCACCAGCAAGAACACGUGUCAAGAGAUCGCAUAAAAAUCUACAUUAUCUUGGACGCUGCCAAACUCCACCUUAUUUUUGAAUUCCACCAUUUUUUUCCCUAGCCAAUCAGGAAUGGCACAGCCAUGGAGUUUCCUAGAAAACUAUCGGGUAUGAUUACCCUGUUAGCCACAGAGUUAGUCAAUCCUAUUGGCAUCAAAAAUGACGAAUUUGGCAAUGUGGCAGAAUUUGACAGUUUUCAGAGGAGCUAUUCUGGAUGCUAUCAAAUUCAAAAGUGUUGCAGAAUUCACCCAUUUGUCUGCUCUCACUGGCUACGCCCUCCCUGAUUGGCUCAAAACAUCAGCAUGGCUGAAUUCGACAACGCGGCAGAAUUUGACAUUGUCCAGAAUGGCACCGCAACUCAUUAGAGAUAGCCAUAGAAGACGAAGACGCAGCCAAUCCAGUGACAUCAGCAGUGGUGUCAGCAGCUCCCCGUGAAUCUUGCUGUGUGUUGUGCAGGGAUUUUCUAUGUUUGCCCUCGUGCGCACAGAACUGACGUCACUGCGAGGUGACAGGCUCAAGAGACGCUAUAGUACAAAAGGCGCUUCCCUGAAACCUGGAAGCCGUGGCUGUGGCUUCAAAUGUGCUAAUGAUGCUAUCUUGUCAUGGAAAGAAAUAAAACGAGAAACAUGGUAUGCUG